AUGGCUGAUAGAGAUGAUAAUGUAAUCCUAAAAGGAGGACGUUUGUAUCAACAGUGGGUUGUCGAUAGUUACGUGAAAAUUGAAAAGGAUAGAUUGAACUUUUGCAGACAAAAUCAAAAAACUCUCCGCAGUGAUACAUAUCAAGGCUUGGUAGAUCACUUACAACGACGCGCGAAUGAUGCUGAUAGUCAAGUAGGAAAAAUGGUCAUCCUUCCAUCAACAUUUACAGGUUCACCACGUAAUAUGUUACAAAAUUAUCAAGACGCAAUGGCUAUUGUAAGAAAGUUUGGCAAACCAGAUUUAUUCAUCACGAUGACUUGCAAUCCCAAUUGGACUGAAAUAAAAGAAAAUGUACUACUCUGUCAAACAGCAUCUGAUAGGCCAGAUAUAGUGUCGCGUGUUUUUGAUAUAAAGAAAGAUGAACUCAUUAAUGAUGUUCUUAAAAAAAAAUUGUUUGGUGAAGUAUGCGCAUACGUAUACGUGAUCGAAUACCAAAAACGUGGGCUACCACACAUGCAUCUAUUAGUAAAUUUGAAGCAAAACAGUAAAAUCCUUACUUCUGAUGCUGUUGAUAAAUAUAUUUCUGCUGAAAUUCCCAAUCGACAAGUAGAUCCGAUUCUUUACAACAUCGUUUUGAGAGAUAUGAUUCAUGGACCAUGUGGCAAUUGGUGUAAAGAUGAGAACGGAAAAUGUACAAAAAAAUUUCCCAAAAAGUUCCAAGACAGCACUUUGAUGGAUGAGAAUGGAUACCCAACGUACCGUCGGAGGAAUACUGGUACUUAUGAGCGUUCUAACGGACAAAUGGCCGAUAAUGCAUUUGUUGUUCCUUAUAAUGCUUAUUUCUUGAAAAAAUUCAGAUGUCACAUUAACGUAGAAAUUGUUUCCAGCAUAAAAUCUGUGAAAUAUUUGUAUAAAUACAUAUACAAGGGCCAUGAUUCAGCUUCGGUCAUUGUAAGCAAUGCUGAAAAUCACAAUGAAAUUCAUCACGACGAAAUUCGAAAUUUUAUAGAUACACGUUAUGUGUCUCCAGUUGAAGCAUGUGAUCGAAUAUAUGGUAGAUCUUUGCAAAAUAAAAGUCAUUCAGUGAUUCGAUUGCCAGUUCAUUUACCAAAUCAACAAAGCAUACUUAUCAAUGACGCUGACAAUGAGGACGGUUUGAGAGCUGCCCUGGAGAGAACAAGUAUGUUAGUUGAGUAUUUUUCGUUAAAUCGACGAGACCCAGAGGCCAAGAUUUACACAUAUGGAGAUAUUCCAACACACUAUGUUUUCAAAAAAUCUUUAGAUUCCAAUCGAUCUAUGUGGGCAAAACGUAAAACACAUUUUAAUGUGAUUGGACGUAUGUAUUCAGUGAGUCCGACACAGUCAGAACUGUUUCAUCUUCGCUUACUUCUGAUAACAGUUAAAGGUGCUACUAGCUUUGAGAACUUAAGGACAGUUAAUGAUCAAUUGUAUGAUACGUUUCAAAGUACAUGUUUAGCAUUGGGGCUUAUCGAAGAUGAUCAGGAGUGGGAUCGUGCCCUGACUGAAGGAGAAAUUUGGAUGAUGCCCCGUCAACUUAGACAUUUAUUUGUACGUAUUUUAAUAUAUUGUCAUCCAAAUCAUCCAGAACAGUUAUGGGAGAAAUUCAAAGAUGCUUUUUCUCAAGAUUUCCAACGAAAUCAUAAUGAAGCUGAAUCUUACAAGAGAGCAUACGCACACAUCGAUACACUUCUUAUGAAUGAAAGAUCGUGUAUAAGUGCAUUUGCGACGAUGCCACAAUUGAUUGAAUGCGAAACAGAUAUUGAUAUUGAUGAUGUCAAUGAUAAUCAGUCGUCAUUGGAAACACACGUAAGCAUGGGUCGAAUUCAAUACAAUCAGUUGAAUGUGAAACAAAAAGAGAUUGUUGACAAGAUUUUGAAUGUAGCUAUGUCUACCGAUGAACGCUCAUCUUCCUGUUUUUAUAUUGAUGGUCCAGGUGGCUCAGGGAAGACAUUUGUAUACACAACAUUGUAUCAUUUAUUGAAAGCUCAAGGAAAAUCAAUUUGUACAAUGGCUUUCACAGGAAUUGCAGCCAUUUUACUACCUCAUGGAAAAGCGCUACACAAAACUUUUGGUAUACCUGUCCCGCUAUUUCCAGACUCGGUUUCUAAUAUAAAGAGUCAAUCGAAGGACGCUGAAUACUUGAGAAAUGUUGAUAUUUUCAUCUGUGACGAAGCUCCUAUGGCGCCAAGGUCUGCAUUGGAAUUAAUUGAUCGAACAUUACGUUAUCUGAUGGAUAAUGACUCCCCAUUUGGUGGAAAAAUUAUGCUAUUAGGAGGAGAUUUUCGACAGUUACUACCAGUUACUCCAAAUGCUACGAGAUGUAAUGGAGAAUUAAAUGAUAAUGAUAAUAAUCUAUUGCCUCCAGAACAAUGUAUAGCUUCAAAUGCUGAUGAUAUCGUAGAAGUGAUAUUCAAAACAGUUAUUGACGAACGCCGUUUCGGAGACUUGGCAAAAACCGCGGUGUUAGCCGCGCGAAAUGUCGAUGUCGAUGAAAUUAAUGGCAAAGCAAUUGAACUCCUAGAUGAAUCUACUGAGCGUAGAUACACAGGUUACAAAUCAUAG
Messenger RNA from Fopius arisanus, 2583 nucleotides. RefSeq lists its product as uncharacterized. The coding region runs from base 1 to 2583 and encodes 860 amino acids. Lineage: Eukaryota; Metazoa; Arthropoda; Insecta; Hymenoptera; Braconidae. The record is from RefSeq and is a predicted model, not a curated record. Gene Ontology annotation, biological process: telomere maintenance; DNA repair. The transcript is spliced from 3 exons. Gene Ontology annotation, molecular function: DNA helicase activity.